This is a messenger RNA of Pecten maximus, 3812 nucleotides long. RefSeq names its product major facilitator superfamily domain-containing protein 1-like. Gene Ontology annotation, molecular function: transmembrane transporter activity. The transcript has 13 exons. The coding region runs from base 21 to 1475 and encodes 484 amino acids. The record is from RefSeq and is a predicted model, not a curated record. Gene Ontology annotation, biological process: transmembrane transport. NCBI's taxonomy places the organism in Eukaryota, Metazoa, Mollusca, Bivalvia, Pectinida, Pectinidae.
UUUUCGGAAGUGAAAACAAGAUGGCUUGUCUACGAGCAGAAGACUGUGGGUAUCGCUUCCUGGUGCUGUUUUUUAACUGCAUGUUGACAUUUGGUUCCUACUACUGUUUUGACAUGCCAAGUGUCUUGCAAGAUGAAUUCCAAGGGGUGAGCAACUGUACACAAAACUCUACUGGGCAGGAAAACAGCUCGUGUGUUAAAUGUGAUGACUGUCUGGGGAUGUCUGCGGAUGACUACAACCUCCUCUAUGCCAUAUACGCCUGGACAAAUGCAGCUGUUGUCAUUGGUGCAGGCUUCCUGAUAGACAAACUUGGGAACAGAGUGGGAGUAUUUCUGUUUUCCUUCCUGUGUGUUGUGGGAUCCUCCCUAUUUGCCAUUGGGAGCAUGUUUAAGGGUACAUCAGCGAUGUUGCCAAUCAUGUUGCUGGGACGUCUGCUGUUUGGGUCUGGCAAUGGCUCCCUCACAAUUGUACAGAACAGGAUAACAGCCUACUGGUUCCGUAACAAAGAGCUCGCCAUGGCCUUUGGUAUAACACUGGCUUUCUCCCGACUUGGCAGUGUCCUUAACUUCUUCCUGACACAAAGCUUUUCCGAGGUCUAUGGGCUCUCCUGGACACUGUGGGCAGGAGCUAUGCUGUGUGGCCUGGGUUUCAUAUCGGCCUUGAUUGUUAGCUUCUUAGACAUGUAUGGUGUGAGGCAGUUAGGAGAUGAGCAAAACCUCAAGGCAGAGUCCAAGAAACUAAAAGUCACAGAUAUAAAAUAUUUCUCCUUAUCCUACUGGCUAUUGGCCCUUGCCAUCAUGUUUUUCUACAAUGGAGUCUUCCCCUUUGUUGCUGACGCAAGUGAAUUUAUACAUGUCAAGUAUAAAUUUGAUCUGAAAACGUCCUCGUAUUUGGCUGGUGCAGUGUACGAUGUUUCCAUGGUUGUCUCCCCCUUUUUAGGAGGGCUCAUUGAUGUCAUAGGGAGACGAGGAAUCCUGGCUGUCAUGUGUGCCAGUUUAUCAAUACCAGUGUUUGGAAUUUUAGCGUUUACAUCGGUCUAUCCUUUGGUGGCGACACUAUGGCUGGGAAUUACUUACUCUUUUGCCGCUGCAAGCUUAUGGCCAUCUAUUCCACUUGUGGUGAGUCCAGCCACCGUGGGUACAGCCAUGGGACUGACUACAUCCAUACAGAUGAUAGGAAUAGGAGUUUCUAACUUGGUAGUUGGUCAGAUCCUCGGCAAAAGCCUACAUCUGAAGAGAGAGGAGACACUAUUGAGGUGGAAAUAUGUUAUGGUCUUCCUCCUGGCCAACAGCCUUGCAUGUGUACUAACCACUGUGUUCCUCAACAUCAACGACAAGAGAAGGGGAGGAAUUCUUAACCUGAGUCGAAAACAGAAGGCUAUGAAAGCAGCCCAGUUGGAGGCUGAUCAAGCUGAGAAGGAACCAGAUGAGAGAGAUCCACUGAUUCCAAAUCGCCGACGGCCAGUCAUCAACUGAAACGCACCAGGAAGACAUUCCUUAGUUUCCUAUCGUUCAACCAGGAAGGUGCUGUUUGUGUGAUUAGUAAGAGAGGAGUGAGGUGAGAUUGAAUGGACGGAAUUGAGGUAAUGGAAAAUAUAUUUCAAGUAAGAGUUGAACAGAGAGAAACUAGGAAUCAUUAAUUGAACAGAGAAACUGAUUGAAUUGUAGGAAUUGAGAUAAUGGAAAAAAGAUAUUUCAAACUUGAGUUGAAUGGAGAGAAACUGUAAGCUAUCAUUGUUUUAAUAUACAAUGUGUAAGACUUGAGACAAAGAAUAUUAUGUGAGAUAGAUAUAUUUUAUGGUUAUGAGUUAAUUAAUGUCUCAAAACUAGUCAUAAUCCCAUCUCACAGAAAAUAGAGCAAAUAGACACACACCUUUCUAUAUUUCUGUAUGUAAUCAAAGCAAAGUUUUUAAACCGAUUUAGUUGUGGAAUUUAAUAGCCAUUCUCUUAUAUCAUAAUGCAUCACAAUUUCAUUCAACACAAUGUUGUAUAUAUAUCCCUAGACAAUUAUGUUUUGUUUUUUUCUUUUUUAUAUUUUAAAUACAUACUGUUUUUAUGAGAAAUUAUUUUUAUGAUCAGUUCCUCAUUAUUUUAGUAUUAUUGGUAUUAAAAUCGUUUGUCAUCAGAGUUCUACUGAAUGGACAUCUUUAUUUAUGUAUGAUAUGAUUUGUCAUGUUAAUCCAGUUGUGAUUAUUUUGAGUUGGGCAUCUCAAACUUGAUCUUACCAGUGGUGUGGAUCAUAAAUGUGAUCAUCAGACUUUAUAACACAUUUAAUCAUUUGUGUUAUGACACUGAUAUCAAUGUAGUUACUAGUAUAUUAUAAAUACAAAUUAUAACUCUACCAAAUCUUUAAAUAGCUGGCUCCAUUUUCAUCAACAUUCCUGAACUUAAUGAAAUUACUUAACUUAAAUUGUCCAUAGGAAUGCAAUACAGAAUUUAAAGGGAAAAUCUAAGUUAAGGAAUCCUCCUUAAACUCUCUGAGGUUUUCCUAUAAUGGGAACUUUUAAGUUACCGGGUAAGGAAUAUUGAUGAAAUUGGCCCCUGAUUGGCGAUAAGACUAAAAAAAUACCUUUUGAACAUGGCACAUUCCAGUUGUAUUGUCGGAGAAAAAAAAGACUUUUUAUUAUAUUAGUACAGUAUAUCAAGUUGAUGUCCAUUGUUUCAUUUUCCAUCAUAACUAUUACACACUGUUCAUUGUCUACUUUUCCUUAAAUGAUAAUGUUAUGUUUCUAGUUCCUUGUUAAAUUAGGAGGCAAACCACUGUAAACCUCUAAUGAAUUGUACCAUUAAAAUAUUGUUAUUUUAAAUGAGAUUUUGUAGGGAUAUUAAACUUUUACCUCUGUAUGAUGUAAAAUGUAAAUAUUCCAUGACAAUGACUACUUGAUAUUGAGGUUCUCUGAUUUUAUUGUUAGUAUGUGCCACUUUAUAUAUAUAUGUAUGCCAAUAAUUGAGAUUAUGAACAAAUUUAACUGUAUAAGGUAUUUGAAGUGAUUAUAACUGUAAAUUUCAUGUUCAUUAAACAGUGAUUUCUUAUGAAUAGUGAAAUGGGUAUACGAUAUAAUGAUAUACAAGUCUAUACCCUAAAAAAUGUUCUAUGAAUAUAUGUUUGUGCGUUUUUAAAACACCCUUUACCUCGUUUUAUGUUAGUAAACAAUGCUACAUGGAAAAAGCCAAAUGAAGUCAUAUGUGAGUGCGAGGGACAAGUUCGUUUACAAAACACUUUGAAAUUUGUAAUGAAGGGAAAGUCAUAGUUGUAUGAUUUUCCAACUGAUUUUUACAGUUAAUGUCACUUUUGAUAUUGUUUUAACUUCAGUACACCUAAGGAAUAUUUUUUGUAUUAAAUUCUGAAUCAGUGCAAUAUUUCAAAUGCCUACAUGUUUGUGAAAGUACCACUUUCACAAAAUGUGUUUAAUAACUGUACUGUAACAGACUAAUUUCAAGUCAUUGAAUAUUAAUUUCAAUGUUAACCAGGUAAAUUGUUUUAAUUCAAAGAUCUGAAGCAAAAAUUGAUUUCAAAAAUAAUAUGGUGUUCUUUUUUUUCAUUUGGUUAAUUGCAAACAAAAGAAAUGUUUUGGCUUCAUUUUAUUUAGUUGCUUCAGAAAUUGUGUUCAUUGUUUUAAUUCAAACUAACCAAAACUGAUUGUCAUUAUUGAAAGAUAUAUGUUGUCCUUAAAAUAUUUGCAGAAAUACAAUAUUUUUCUUAAAGCAAAUGAGUGACUGUGAUAAAUGAAUUGUAAUAUGUUUAUUAAAUGAUGGUUUUAGUCUAUUUUAUACGAUAAAUAAAAAUACCAGGUAUUGCCACAUCUUGUUUUC